AUGUCAAAGAAGAAGUUACAUAAGAGGUCAGUCACAGAAAAAGAUACAUUUGGUCUUCCAUAUGAUAUCCUUAGCGACAUCCUUAUUAAGGUACCUGUUAAAUCUUUGUUACGUUUUAAAUCUAUUUCUAAACCAUGGAAUGCUAUAAUCUCUGGUGAUGAAUCCCCUCUUAAGAAUUCUCAUGUCUUAUGCUCACUUGAUGGUUUGGUAUUAUUAGAUAUAAAUAUGCUUGAUGAGACGUUUGCUUUGUGGAAUCCAUCAACCAGACAACACCAAACUCUCAGAUGUCCAUAUUUGAUCAACUCAACUCGUGCUCGUGCUUGUGGUUUGUGUUAUGAUUGUACUGUCCAUGAUUACAAGGUUAUAUUGAUCUAUAGCUUGUUUUACGUUGUCUACUCUACGAAUACAGAUUUUUGGACAAUGAAAACAAUGUUCCCAAUUUUUGAAGUACUAGAAUCAUAUCAUGGUAGUCGGGGUAUUAAUCGGGGCAUUAGCACUGAAGGUCGUGUAUACUGGUCUCUAGAUUGGGAACUUCUUAACCAGGGUGUACGUAAAGUUUCUACAAUCAUAUACUUUGAUGUGAAGUUAGAUGAACUGAAGGAGCUUCCAACAGAGGCGGAUCCAGGAUUUUAA
Molecule: messenger RNA, 633 nt
Organism: Nicotiana tabacum (common tobacco)
Lineage: Eukaryota; Viridiplantae; Streptophyta; Magnoliopsida; Solanales; Solanaceae
Product: F-box/kelch-repeat protein At3g23880-like
Molecular function (GO): protein binding
Source: RefSeq, a predicted model, not a curated record